GACAUAUCGAUGAGUAGCGCAGAUAUGGAGACAGGGAGGAGCAUGAGCAGUGGCGAGGCAAAGAGGAAACGGCAGCAACGUCGUGGUGGCAUCCGAACAUUGCCUUUCAUCCUUGCAAAUGAAUUCUGCGAUAGAUUUGCAGUAGCUGGUUUCAAUGGUAACUUGAUAAGUUACCUGACACAAGUGCUGAACAUGCCACUGGUAUCUGCCUCAAACAUUCUCACAAUAUUUGGUGGAACGGCUAGCUUCACCCCUCUUCUUGGUGCUAUCAUUUCUGAGUCCUUCGCUGGCCGCUUUUGGACCAUUACUGUUGCUUCUCUUAUCUAUCAACUGGGAUUGGUGAGUUUAACAGUAUCAGCUAUACUCCCCCAUUUUCGCCCCGCACCAUGCCCAAAACAAGUGAAUUGCCAAGAAGCCACAUCUUCACAAUUGAGUAUACUCUACAUCUCUCUCAUCCUCACAUCUCUUGGAUCAGGUGGCAUCAGGCCCUGUGUUGUGCCCUUCUUAGGGGACCAAUUUGACAUGACCAAAAAGGGUGUGGCAUCUAGGAAAUGGAACCUCUUCAAUUGGUACUUUUUCAGCUUGGGGUUGGCUUCUCUAAGUGCUUUGACCAUUGUGGUUUACAUUCAAGACAACACGGGUUGGGGUUGGGGCUUUGGCAUACCAACUAUUGUCAUGUUCGUAUCCAUCAUUGCCUUUGUGUUGGGCUCACCACUCUAUAAGACCGAGAAACCUGAAGGGAGCCCUUUGGUUCGUUUGGCCCAAGUGGUUGUGGCUGCUAUAAAGAAGAGGAACGAGACUUUGCCCAACGAUCCCAAGUUUUUGUACCAAAAUAGGGACCUCGAUGCUGCUAUUUGUUUGGAAGGAAGGCUUUUACACACAAAUCAAUAUAAAUGGUUAGACAAGGCUGCAAUUGUGACAGGAGAGGAGGCCGCUAGAGACCCAAACGCACGACCAAACCUAUGGAAAGUGGCCACUGUUCACAGAGUGGAGGAGCUAAAAUCCAUCAUAAGAACCCUUCCAAUUUCCUCAUCAGGAAUUUUACUCAUAGCCGCUUCAUCACACCUUCCUAGCUUCGUAAUCCAACAAGCCCGCACAAUGGAUCGACACCUCACUCACUCAUUCCAAGUCUCUCCAGCCACCAUGUCCAUCUUCAGCGUCCUAACCAUGAUGUCGGGAGUUAUCCUCUAUGAACGUCUCUUUGUCCCCUUUGUCCGAAGAUUCACAAACAACCCUUCUGGAAUCACGUGCAUACAAAGAAUGGGAAUAGGCUUCGUGAUCAACACUAUAGCCACACUAGUUUCAGCACCAGUUGAAGUCAGGAGAAAAUCAGUUGCUGCCAAGUACCACUUGUUGGACGAUCCAAAUGCCACUAUUCCCAUAAGUGUGUUCUGGUUGGUACCUCAGUAUUGUCUGCAUGGUUUGGCUGAUGUGUUCAUGUCUGUUGGACUUUUCGAGUUUCUCUAUGAUCAAUCACCAGAAAGCAUGAGAAGCAGUGCCACUGCUUUGUAUUGUAUUGUGAUAGCCCUUGGGAGCUAUGCUGGGACACUGGUUGUAACGCUUGUGCAUAAGUACAGUGGCGAGGAAAGGAAUUGGUUGCCUGAUAGGAACCUCAAUAGGGGUAGAUUGGACUACUAUUACUUGCUUGUUAGUGGGAUUCAGGUUUUGAAUAUUAUCUACUUUGGAAUUUGUGUUUGGUGUUACACUUACAAGCCAUUGGAAGAAAAUACUGAUACUGAAGUGAACAAGGAUGAGGAUUUGGAACAGGCUAAUGGAAAGAUCUCAGUUGGCAAUUCGAAAGAUGGUGGAGAUGCUGAAUAGAGGAAGUUUAGAAAGAUUAAUGUGUUUAGGUUCACGUAUACAAUGACUAAUUUUAAUUUGCAUUUGUUGGACUCUUUGAAUGUUCAACUUCGAAUUUAAACCUUAAUUAGUGGUUGAUUUGGAUUAUUUCCAUUUUGUUUCAAAAGUACAUAUUCAACCGAUAUCAAUGAGGGGUUUCAUGUUUUAGGGGGGUGUAUACACUCUCUUAAG
Molecule: messenger RNA, 2031 nt
Organism: Cajanus cajan (pigeon pea)
Lineage: Eukaryota; Viridiplantae; Streptophyta; Magnoliopsida; Fabales; Fabaceae
Product: protein NRT1/ PTR FAMILY 3.1
Biological process (GO): transmembrane transport
Cellular component (GO): membrane
Molecular function (GO): transmembrane transporter activity
Source: RefSeq, a predicted model, not a curated record